Spodoptera exigua (beet armyworm) is the source of this 4440-nucleotide messenger RNA. Lineage: Eukaryota; Metazoa; Arthropoda; Insecta; Lepidoptera; Noctuidae. The record is from the annotation of a GenBank genome assembly.
UAAACUUUUUAGUAACUUGUCUGUAUUCUCCUCUGAUUAAAUUAGUAAUUAAAUAUUGUCUGUGGUUAUUUUAUUUUUCUGAUUCAUCGAGUGGAUUAUAUUACUGAAUUUAAAUACGUAAAAUUACAAACAAAUAUGUUAAUUUUAGUGUUUUAAGUGAUCAACGGAAAUGUAGUGCCUUAUUGUGAAUAUUGUGUGGUUUCAUUUACGUAUAAUUUCACUGCUUCAUCUUUGAUGAGGAUGAUCUCAUUGAAGUUCUGACAUUACAGUCUUUUUAGCGGAUUCUUGAUCGUUUUAUUAUUUUGCUAUUGGGUCCAAUGACCUUGUAACUUAAAAAUAAUUUCAUCGAAAUUUAAUAGUGACAAUGAGGAAACAGUUUUAUAAGGUUAAGCAACUCGCAGACCAAACGUUUUCAAGGUCAGGUAAAGCAGAAGGUUUGACAGAUGAGUUACAGACAGCAGAUAGAAAGGUAGAACACUUAAGAAAUGCCUUACAGUUGGUUAGCAAACGGUUGUCAACGGGAGCUGGCAGUACACAGGGCCAGGAUCCCGCAGCCAGAGAGAAAAGACUGAAGAAACUGCCAGAAUACCUCCUUGGAUUGUCUAUGUGUGAAGCCAGUAAUUUUGAUGAUGAUGAUAGCAUUUUAAAGUACAUUUUAUAUGAAUGUGGCAAAACUGAAAAAUUUUUGGCAAAUGAGAUAGCAGAGCAUGAACUGAAGGUGGAACAGUUAGUUUGUGCACCAUUAACAACUAUUAGUGACCAAGAUCUUCCGGCCAUAAUGAAAGCAAAGAAACAACUUAGUAGACUUAUGAGUGAAAAGGAAUCGGCCACAAGCAGAUAUCAUCAUUUAGAACGUCAAAAAGAAGAGAAUCCAACAAAAUUAAAUGCUGCUAGAGAAGAAUUGGAAGAUGUUGGGAUCAGAGUGGAAGCUGCAAGGGAUGCUCUGGCUGCAGACAUGUUUGCACUCGUCGCGAAAGAAGCCCAACUUGCCCACACUCUAUUGCAAUACGUAAAAUUACAGAGAGCAUACCAUGAGUCCGCACUACAUUCCUUACAAGACACUGUUCCGGAGCUAGAAAGGUUUAUUAAUGACAGCUCAGUGAAGCCGGUGUUUGGGUAUCCACUAGAAGAGCACUUGAGAGUGACAAAUCGUUGUAUAGCGUUCCCAAUUGAAUUAUGUGUGUGCACGUUACACGAACUCGCGUUGAAUGAGGAGGGACUCUUUCGGAUUGCCGGCGGUACUUCAAAAGUACGCAGAAUGAAGCUGUCUCUAGACGCGGGACUCUUCAACGUCCCGCUACCCCGAGACUACAGGGACAUGCACGUGGUCGCCUCCGUCCUCAAGAGCUACCUCCGAGAACUGCCCGAACCUUUAUUAACGUACCGACUCUACGAAAACUUCGUGAACGCGUCCCGUCAGCCUACAGAACAAACACGACUUAACGCUAUCUGGGAAGCUAUACACUUACUGCCCGAGGCUAAUUUCCAAAAUCUUAGGUAUCUUAUAAAAUUUUUGUCUACUUUGACACAGAACCAAAGUACAAACAAAAUGACGCCGUCGAACCUAGCCAUCGUGAUCGCCCCAAACCUCCUGUGGGCCGCCGACGAGAGCACGUUCGACAUGAACAUCACCACCGCCGUCAACUGCAUCGUCGAACUGCUCAUCAAGCACGCCGACUGGUUCUAUAAAGACGACAUCAACUUCUUCAUCUCCUUCACCAAAGAGGAUCUACUUCCAGAUCAAUGCGAGUAUGGGUUCUCGCCUAACUUCGUCCACGGCAUGAACCAGACCGCCGCGCUGCAGGAACCAGCCAACGGCGACUACAGUAUGAGCCGGUCCAUGUUCGACUACAACCACCAGAGCCUAGGCAGGCUUAACGACGGAGGCGGCCGCCACUCCAGGAGCAACAGUCACGACACUAGUUUAAUAUUGCUGGACAAUGAUAUCAAGAAGGCGCAGUCCAACAGCUCAUUGUCUGAUCAGUCUAGUCCCCCCCACGGUAGUCCUAAGCCUAUAAUGAGGCGAAAAAAUAAACCGCUCGCUCCAGUACCGCCUAACUUUACUCCAGACAAAAAUAAAAGAGUAGAGCCCCAGCCCCCUGCACAGGAGGUGGUUAAAGAACAAGCAAGUACAAAGAUAGAUAACGACAAACCUGCCAAGCCACCCCGACCCGUGAUAUCAGACACCGGCAAGGUCAUCUCAGGCGUACAGACAAUAAAUCGCUCCACGUAUAGACAGAACCGCGCCAUGAAGGAGGAGGCGGCGCGCUCCGGCAGUCGCGAGCAUCUCGCAGACACGCGGCGGCAGAGCCUGGAACUGGACAAGGAUAAGAUUGACGUGCUCAAACCGCCCGAGUCAGGGAAGGAAUCCACACUCGUUGUGAAAAACGUAACGGCACAGACUGGAGUCGUCAGUAGAAUGAAGGUAGUGGGGGACGCAUUCAGUGGGCCUGCGUCACUGGGGGCCGAGCGACCUGCGCCCGCCGCUGACAAGCUGAUAGCGGCGCGGCUGCAGCCCGUCGCCAAACCAGGCGGGCAGGCGCCGCCCCGGCCCGUAGCGGCGCCGCGCACCAUCGUGCCCGCGCUGGGCGAGCCGGCCCCCGCCGCCGCCGGCGAGGCGGGCGACGUACAGCUCCGCCACAAGCCGGCCGUGCCGGAGCGGCCCGCCACGCUGCGGCCGCAGAGCUUCCGAGCGCCGCGCUCGUCGCUCACCGACGCCCCGGACUUAGCGCCCACAGUGCUGGAGCGCACGCAUAUCUACACCGUGGACAAGCAACACCCGACCGUCAUACAGGUCGGCGCCAGCGCAGGCGGCGGCGACCGGGAGCCGGAGGAGGCGCCGCGCGCGACCGUACAGCGCACGCACAGCUCGGGCGGCCGCGACGCCGACCUGGAGGAGCCGCGCACUCUGUGCGUGGCCAGCCGCCAGCUGUCGCAGUCGGAGGGCGACAUCACAGACUGCGCGGCGCCCUCCCCGCGCCCGCAGCCUUCGCGGCCUCCGCGUCCGCUCGUGCCGGCGCCGCCACCGCCAGUGUCCGCCCCCAUCGCCCAGCCGGCACCUUCUGCACCAGUGACACAGCCCACUCAGUCAGCCCAACCGGCUCAGCCAACUCAGCCAGCACAACCGGGUCCGCCUGCGCCCCAGGCAGCCCAGGUUGCGCCGCAGGUCGCCCAGGUUGCGCAGCCACUAAGAGAGAGUACAGAUCUCUAGCCGUCGCUAUUCGUCCCAGUGCCUAUGCCGCGGUUAAAACGCCGUCGUUAACAGGGAUGAUAAAAGGGUAUGCAAAUUAAAAAUAUAUUUAGUCCGUCAGUUAGAUAUUGAAAAAUAUAAGACACGUCUUUUGUCUCGGUAUAACAUGUACUAAAUCAUGACGUCACACGCUAUUUGAAAUCAAUAUACCAUAGAAAGUAUAACAUUCCGUCAGAAAAUAAUACGUGUCUAUUGUUUUAAUGUAUAAGAAGGACACUCAAAGAAUGUACUCAUCAUCCCUGUUCCGUCGUUUGACUGGUUGAGCAGAUGGCGCCACAUUUGUUUGCUACGAUACUGGUCUAUAAUGCUAAUCUAGUUUUCGCAAUCGUGAAUUUAUUAGGAAGUCGCAACGAGACUGAUGUUCGCUCUUAUUUUCUGCAAUACCGUGUCUCGGUCGCGUAGUAAAAGUUGUUUGAGAAACGUUUUUCUUUGCAUCAAAUGAGUAUUAUGUAUUUAUUUUUAUAAAAAUGUAGCAUUAAUAAUAAGAUAACACGUGAUAAUUUGAAUAAUAUUAUCUAUCUAUUACCAAAUUAGAAAUUACAGCUUUUGCGUAAUACGUAGGUCUGACGAUUAAUCAUUGACCCCUGGAAUAUUAUUCCAAAAAGACAUAUCGGUUAGAUUGUCUAUAUAGCUUUUUUAUUAAAUCUAAUUUUAUUAAAAUAAUGGAAUGUUGUAAACUAAGUUUGUACAAUGAAUGAAUGUUGCAAUUAAUACUUGUGAUAUUAGAAAAAUAUAAUCACACUCCUGGUCAAUGACCGUUAGCGGGAGCAUGCACAAAUGUAAUUGUAACGAACAGCCAUAUUUUUAAUGAUUUUUGUAAUGGAUUAUGCCACUGAGCACAACACAUUUGGCCAGCGCCGUCAAGUCAUUUUAUUUGCUAGCCAUUGUGACGCGUUUUCGACUACUUGGCUGCUACAUAGAUUUUAUUUUUUGUAUUGAACGUUAAUUAAAUUGUAUUUAUAAAUUAAUCCGGCGUUGACCAAGUGGAACAGUGCGCUUUGGCAGUAUUCCGUUGACUUGUCAAUGCAUUAGAUUUAGUAAUGAAUGCAAUGCUGUUUUAAUGACUAUUAUUUUAGCUGUAAGUAUGUUAUGUAGUGUUUACAAUCUUAUGUGAUAUGCAUUUUAUUAUUAUAUACUUCAAGUAUACCAGCUUCUGUUGUAAGUAUUAAUAAAAUAGCCCAAACAUUGAA